Panicum hallii is the source of this 2287-nucleotide messenger RNA. Its product is annotated as host cell factor. The record is from RefSeq and is a predicted model, not a curated record. Lineage: Eukaryota; Viridiplantae; Streptophyta; Magnoliopsida; Poales; Poaceae. Gene Ontology annotation, molecular function: protein binding. The transcript is spliced from 18 exons. The coding region runs from base 271 to 1773 and encodes 500 amino acids.
GGGAGACGGCGAGCCGACGCUGGCGCCGCUCGCGGGCGACGCUUUUAACGCUCUCCGCCGAGGUGGCCGUAGAAUGGAAGGGAGACGGAGGCAGAUGCUGAUGUAAGCGGCCACGUGUCCUUGACAGCCUCCCCGCCGGCCACCGCUCGUCGCCGCCGCCGUCCCCAGCCGCCAGCCAGUCGGACAGUAUCCGUCCUCCUGCCGGGUUCAGGUCCUCUGGCGAAACGAGCCGUGUAGACCGGGAGCUAGAGCGAGGAGACGAGGGAAGGGAUGCAGCAGCUGCAGCCGAAGCAGAUGCACUGGGUGAGGGCCGACUCCUCCGACUUCGGGGGCGACCGCCCCGCCCCCCGCAGCGGGCACACGGCGGUGAGCAUCGGCAAGUCCAAGGUGGUUGUCUUCGGCGGAUUCGCCGACAAGCGCUUCCUCUCUGACGUCUCCGUCUACGACGUCGAGAAUAAGCUAUGGUACUCACCUGAGUGCACCGUUAAUGGAUCGGAUGGGCAGGCAGGCCCGAGCCCAAGGGCAUUUCACGUAGCUGUCGUGAUUGACUGCAACAUGUUCAUCUUUGGUGGUCGUUCUGGGGGCAAGCGGUUAGGUGAUUUCUGGAUGCUAGACACCGACCUAUGGCAGUGGUCGGAAAUGGCUGGUUUUGGUGAUUUGCCAUCACCACGGGAGUUUGCUGCUGCUUCAGCCAUAGGAAAUAGAAAAAUUGUUAUGUAUGGUGGUUGGGAUGGCAAAAAAUGGCUUUCAGAUGUAUACAUCAUGGACACAAUGUCACUGGAGUGGACAGAAUUAGCAGUUACCGGAUCCGUGCCGCCUCCAAGAUGUGGGCAUUCCGCAACUAUGAUUGAGAAGAGACUGCUUAUAUUUGGAGGCAGAGGUGGAGCAGGGCCAAUAAUGGGUGAUUUAUGGGCUUUAAAGGGAAUUACGGAAGAAGACAAUGAGACACCAGGUUGGACACAAUUGAAGCUUCCAGGGCAAUCUCCCUCACCACGAUGCGGUCAUUCAGUAACAUCUGGUGGACCUUAUCUCUUGCUAUUUGGAGGACAUGGAACUGGCGGUUGGCUAAGUAGAUAUGACGUGUACUACAAUGAAUGCAUUAUUUUAGACAGGGUCUCUGUCCAGUGGAAGCGCCUACCAACAAGCAAUGAACCACCUCCUCCUCGGGCAUAUCACUCCAUGACUUCCAUAGGGUCUCGAUUUCUUUUAUUUGGUGGCUUUGAUGGAAAGAAUACAUUUGGCGAUUUGUGGUGGCUUGUCCCUGAAGAUGAUCCUAUUGCCAAACGAGAUUCAGGCCCUAACAUCGGUUCAAACAGCAAACCUAGCACUAUGACUGGUGAUGCCCGGCAAUCCAACUUAAAGAAGUCACAAGCUCUGGGAUCUCCAAUAACAGAAUUGGCCAAACGACUGGGAAUUCCCCUUUCUGAGGAAGUUUCAACAAGUUCUGUUGACGAAAUCAAUGAUAAAGAACUUUUGGUAUUGUUCUCAAGGCUUGCUGGUCAAUCGCUUCCGGACAGUGACCAGGUGGCAUCAAUUCAGAUACUUCGUGAUCAUUGGAAAAAUUCUCCAGCAAGCUCACUACAACUGCACGAACUAGGACCUUUGCUGAGGGACUAUCAACGUCUCAUCCUCCGGCGCUAUUCGGAAAAUCCAUUGACAGCAUUUCAUGAAAUGGAAGCUCUACGUUUCUUCCAUUUGAAAAGUGCUUCACAGUUGCGCAUGGAUGACAUUCCCAUCUUGUUGAGCGAGUAUGGAAGGCUUCUUUCGACAUGAGGUGGCAUCUUCCAAGUUGUCUUUUUCUUUGGUUUCAAUUGAGCAUUUGUAACUUUUGAAGAAGGCAAGGGAACUGCUGCUCAAAUGUGCCAUCUAUCUGACUUUUGGGUAGGACGGGGCACAACAGAAUGAUGACUACGGUACCAAACCUUCUUGUCCAAAGAUAGUUGAAGAACACUCGCAGAAGUACAGAACUGUGCAUCAUGGACAUGUUUAGGAUGUUUCAUUUCUGAACGACAACUGAAGCAGCUACUCCUGGGAUCUUCACGUCGGACAGGAAGAAUUUUUUUCCGAUAAGGAGACAUGAAGAUACGCUGCGGUUGUUCUCAAAUCCUUUGAUCCCUGCCUUUGCUUCGCUGUCGCAUCUUCUUUUCAUUUUAGGUAAUUGUAUGAUCUGUCCAGGCUGGCUGUACAAAUGCACGCAACUAUUAAUGUAAUAUCAUGCAUACAUGAUACUCCGUCGCCAUGCGUGGCACGACUUGCUCGUGGUUCGUGGAGCCAUUUCUCGCCGCCA